GCUUGUGAUGUAGAGCAGACGGACCAUGGCGCUGUGUAGCUCUGUGUGACAGGUUAGCAUCACCGAACACCUCCGGACGGACGCGUCUGCGCACUGACAUCCGCCGCAGGCAGACACACCGCGGCGGGGUGACAAACAAGGAUGGGGUCCCGAAUCAAGGAGAGCCCCGAGUCCACGUAUGAGGUCUUCCUGGAGGUCUCACAACCAGGAAUACACACUUCAGGGCCGGAGGUGAGGAGACAGUAUCCUGCAGAUUACACGGACCAGGAAACUCUUAACACGGUGCCCAAAUUCUGCUUCCCCUUCAGCAUGGACAGCCUGACGGUGAACCAGGUCGGGCAGAACUUCACAUUUGUGUUGACGGACAUCGAGAGCAAACAGAGAUUUGGUUUUUGUCGUCUCUCUUCGGGGGCUCACACCUGCUACUGCAUCCUCAGCUACCUGCCGUGGUUUGAAGUCUUCUACAAGCUGCUGAAUAUCCUCGCCGAUUACACCAUCAAAGGACAGGAGAGUAACUGGCAGGAGCUGCUGGUGUCUCUACACACUCUUCCAAUCCCCGAGCCCGGAGUCCCCGUUCAUCUGGGUGUGCAUUCCUUCUUCACUGUUCCCGACACAGGGGAACUCCCCAGCAUACCUGAGAAUAGAAACCUAACAGAGUAUUUUGUAGCAGUAGACGUCAACAACAUGCUUCACCUGUACGCCAGCAUGCUUUAUGAACGACGAAUCCUCAUCUGCUGUAGCAAACUGAGCACUUUAACCGCUUGUGUCCACGGCUCUGCAGCCAUGAUGUAUCCGAUGCACUGGCAACACGUUUACAUUCCUGUCCUGCCUCAACACCUGCUAGACUACUGCUGUGCCCCCAUGCCCUACCUCAUCGGAGUACAUUCCAGCCUGAUGGAGAAAGUCCGAGGGAUGGCUCUGGAUGACGUGGUGGUCCUGAACGUGGACACAAACACCCUGGAAACCCCGUACGACGACCUCCAGAGUCUGCCCAACGACGUGGUUUCAUCUCUAAAAAGUCGUUUGAAGAAGGUUUCCACGACAACGGGAGACGGUGUAGCUCGGGCGUUCCUGAAGAGUCAGGCGGCUUUGUUCGGCAGCUACAGGAACGCUCUGCAGAUCGAACCGGGAGAGCCGAUCACGUUUAAUGAAGACACGUUUGUGAACCAUCGUUCCAGUGCCAUGAGACAGUUUCUGCUGAACGCCAUCCAGCUGCAGCUCUUUAAACAGUUCAUUGACGGUCGGUUGGACUUGUUGAACGCAGGCGAAGGUUUCAGCGACAUCUUUGAGGAUGAGAUCAACAUGGGAGAGUACGCAGGCAGUGAUAAGACCUACCACCAGUGGCUCUUCACAGUGAAGAAAGGGGGCGGAGCCAUCUUCAACACGGUGAAGACCAGGGCAAACCCGGCCAUGAAGAACGCUUACAAGUUUGCUAAGGACCACGCCAAAAUGCGAAUCAAAGAAGUGAAGAGUCGACUGAAGCAGAAGGAGCAGGCAGAGAACGGGUUCCCCACGACGGGGUCGGCAGUCAUCGACGACGACGACAACACGGCCGGGUUCACCUCGUCUACAGGCGGCGCAGUCAGGAGGGAGGGGCCUCUGCGAACACUGGAGGACCACCGGCCAAUCACUGUGCACUUUGGACAGGCUCGUCCUCCGAUGUUGCUGAAGAGGCCGAGCAGUAACGUGAGUCUGGAGAGCAGCGUCGACCACUCUCUCCGUCCCACUCGUCACUACACCGUCUUUCUCUCGGAGGAUUCGUCCGGAGACGAGCUCCAGUACGACGACGAAUCCAUCUCUGCUUUGCCCGACAGCUUUCUCUUCUCCGCCCCCUUCGAGUGGUCGCCUCUGCCUCAGCCGUACCGCUCCCUGAAGGAGGUCGAGCUAAUGGAAGCUGAUGAUCCCGGUUUUGGUGCAGAGAGUCACACGGCUCCUCCCAGUCCGGUCACCGAGAAGUUCUCCAACAUCAACCUGCUGGGGGACAUCUUCGGCUGCCAGGACGAGCCCGACGGCCAGCACAUGACCCUCGCCAAGAGUCUGGAGGACCUGAGGACCCCCAAAGACUCGGAGGAGCUGCAGGCCAAGUUCACCUACCAGCGGAUGGACCUGACAGUCGGGGAACACUCGCGGACUCUUCCGGGCCUCAAACUCUCCAACCUGUCUUACAACAAGCUGUGGAGCGUCGGAGCGGAGGAGUCCUCCCUGCCUGUGUCUGUUCCUCCGUCCUGCAGCAGACCUCCUUCUGUCCAGCUUCCUGUUCGGAGUGAAGCCCCCUCCCCUCCCCGAGACACCUCCAGCCCCGCCCCGGACCCUUUAGACCCCUCCUCCUCCUCUGGAAACAUCACCAUCCCACGCCCCCACGGAAGGAAAACCCCGGAGUUAGGGGGCGUCCUGGCUCCUCCUGGCGCUCAGUCUCGCUCUAAACCUGAGGGAGGGUCUACGUGGGGGGGGCAGGAGUUCAGACAGGCCUUGACCUUGAGCACAGAUGGAGACUUGCUGAAGCCCUCCAGGCCUGAGGAGGACAACAUAGACCUGAUCAGCCUGCUGGACCCCCUGAAAAACUCUACUCUAGCCAGCUCCGCCCCCCAGAGUGAUGGUGUGGGUGUGUCCCCAUCGUCCUGCAAACCCCCUCUUCCCCCCCGGCCGUAUCCUCAGGGCUUGCCCCCGUUCCCCCUGCACCCCCAGGUAUCACUGAACCCCUUCACCCCCUCCAUGCAGCACCCGUCCCCUCAGAUGCACUACGCCCCGACUGUCAGCGGGAACCCCUUCAGCUCAGUCUACAGACCCCCACCUGGCUCAUAUUUACACACUCAAACCCCCCCACAGUCCUUUUCCUCUUUACCAGGACUCUACAGACAGCAAUCCCCUGGGGGGUCCACUCUGCCCCCCACAUUUGGACUGAUCCCCUCAGCCUUCCCCACCUGCUUGCCCCCCUCUUGCUCAAGCGACCACGCCCUCUCCAGCCUGGCCGGCCCCACGCCCUCCUCCUGUACCAAGCCCCCCCGCACCGAGGGAGACUCUCAGAGCGCUCAGGAUCUGUUUGGGGAUCUGCUGACUUUAGCGAAGCCGGCGACCCCCCAGAAGAAGAAGGUGGAGGACCUCAGGAGGAGGUGGGAAACGUUUGACUGAAACCUGUGAAUACACACUGACACGCCCCGCCCUGACCCCGCCCACCCUGACCCCGCCCCGUCACUACACACCUUUAUCAUCACUGCAGUGUCAGGACCUUCUGUUGCAGUAAACAGUUCACACAAACGAUGAGACGUCUAAAUUCAGUCUGAAAAUUUGCUUUGCCAAAGGUUGCAACGUCCUAAAUUAGAUGAAAACUAGUUAUGAAUUCAUUUUAAAAUAACUCUGAACCUCAAAGAAUAUCAGAAUGUGCUUUACCAGUUUCUUAAAAGUUGAUGAUGUCACAACAGAAGUACUUGAAUCAAUCAUUUCAAAGGAGACUGAGUUGACAAAAUGUUCCCUACUUUUGAUAGCGUGUGUUUUAAAAUGAUACAAUCUGUUAUUUUAAUGAUCAAAAGUACCAAAGCUUUCACAAACUGCAGAUCUUCACUUAGCUUUAAACCACAAGAGAGAGAGAGCACCGUCUACAUUGUUCAAAUACAUCGGCAACAUUUUGGCACCAUUUGAUAAGUUUAGUAGGACAGCAGACGUUAGAAGUUGUAGAACUGUACUUUUUAUCAAGACUGCUUUUAAAGGAGCAGUAUGUAACUCUGACCCCUAGUUGUUUAAAAUGGGUACUGCAGUCCAAAUGCUAAACAUUGUAGAGAGCUGUCUCUCCCCCCUCCCCCUCCUCUCUACAGUCGAUGCUCACACAGGUUGCCAUGUGGUGGACACUGAAGCUUCAGUGUUUAUCCAGCUCUGCAUCGGUCUGUAAACCUUUCUGUGUUCUAACCUCUCUCCAUUUUUCAAAAACAUCUCCAAUAUUGAUCCUAGUUUGAGCACGUUUCUGCUCGUGGAGCUUAUUAGAAACAUGCAGAGGCUUUUUAGGUCGGGUACAAUCACUUCUAUCUGAACCACUUCUCUUGCCCGCUUCCAUCACUGCAACACCUGUUGACCUGAUAACUGCUCUCAUAUCUGACAAACCAAGGGGCGUGCAAAAUGGCCGUGUGAGGGUGCCUUAAAACCGCCUACCUUCUCUGGUACAAACAAAUCCAGACCAUCGAUCCAUUAAGGAUUAUGUUUCAGACGUUACAGCCUGAUUACCUGCUGCAGGAUGAACUCAUCGACUGGAGACAUUCAGAGAAACUUUUUGUACCUUUUUAGUAAUUUAAAGACAAAAUUUGGAUAAAAAGGGUCGAAGGGAGAAGAUGACCCUGUAAUCAUGAAUGAAGAUGAGUCAGGAGUGUUUCAGCUGGUGUGCCUUUUUUCACUCUGACCUCAAGUCAGCCAAACGUUGAUCCCUCACACAAGGAGAGCUGCUGACAUGCUAACCUUCAGAGUUUUAGAUUUAAUCAGCGCGUUUUAUAUUUUCUUUUUUUUUCUCACUGCACAUGUUUACUGUUUCACAUCAGGUGGUGGACGAUCAGAGCUUUAACUUGUGGCUGUUGUCAUUAUCCAGGAACCCGUUGAUUGUUUUCUCCAUUUAAGGUUUUUACAGAGCACACCCACUCUGAUAAUUUCUAGUGUUUGUACAUGAAAUUCAAUAUCCCGUCAUUAAAGAGUCAAAACAAGAACAAGACGUCACAUUUUGAACCAGAAGCUGUGAAACAACACAUUAAAUUAAAUUUUCAACCAGUUUAAAUAAGUCUCAGAGCUCCUCAAAACAUGUGUGUGAAGUUUCUUGUUCUAAAUCCACUCUGAUCCUGUAUUUGAUCAUGCCUAUAAACCCCUCUAUUUCAGCCCUGCUCAGAACAGGCUGUUUCUGUGUCUGUACCUUUAAAUAUGUAAAUGAGCUGUGUGGCCACGCCCCCUAUCUGGAAGGGCUUGGGUGUCUCGGGCUUUCUCGCUCCAUGUCCGAGGGUGCGUUCGAAUUGUCCCUCCUAUCUCCUUUCACUAUCCACUUUACCUUAACCCCGGGGAAACGUCAUGAGGUUAAGGAAAGAUGUUAGGAGAAUUCAUAAAGGACUUAGGGAAAGGCGAUCUCGUUGCUCUGACAAUCCGACCACAUUUUCCACUAGGAGACGUCAUUAAAUGCGACGGGCCGGCGGAGGUUAAUGACGUGGGUCUGCUGUGGUGAAACUACUGAACUACUAGUUCUGAAAAUGGACUACUAAAGGCGCAUCUAAAAACUUUCCCCUGUGCCUUCUUACCAGUGAAAUAAUAAGGUUGGGAUUGAAAUAAAAGCAAUAUAGGCUACCAGGCUACAAGUAACAAAAGUGAAACCAGCAGCUUCCUGUCCACUCAGAAAUCAACAUCAACAUAAAUAUGAUUGUAUGAUAUUAAUUGUUACAUUUAUGUAAGAUAUAGCCUACAUAUAAUAUUUUAAGCAUACAAAUGUACAACUGCACAAAGCAUUCUUAAGUGAAUGAAAUAUGUUGAAUAAAACAUCAUCUGAUAAAAAUGUCUCUUAUCUUUUAUCUCUUACAUGAUCUGUGUCACUUUACGAUCAUCGUUAAUGUUCGUGAACGGUCGGAUGCGCGACUCGCUCUAAAUGUUGCGGCCGCAAGGAAUUGUGGGGCGUCAUAUCUCAUCUCCUUUCGUAAAGGAUGGUCCAGUGUAUCCUAUGCUAAUGGGGGUCAUAAAGGAAGCAUUGACCCACCUUUCCUUAACUUUUAGAGAAUUUGAACGACUCUUAUCAUGGCCGCCACUUAAAUGCUUCCAGGGUUAAGGUAAAGUGGAUAGUGAAAGGAGAUAGGAGGGACAAUUCGAACGCACCCCUAUUGUUUACGGUGAGAAGGCAGACUCAGAGGGCAGAACAAACACCUAGCUGUGGGAGUGUCACCCACCUGGGGGAGGGGCUACUGCCCUUUGUGAUGUCAUGAAGGGAGAAUCUCCAAACGAGAGAGGAUGGACUUUUCUCAUCAUUGGGGGGUUUGUAGACAGACUAGAGACACACAUUAGAGUUACAGAAACAUGGUGAAGUGUGUUUAGCAGAAUAUGUGACCCUUAAUAGAUUAACUUAAUAAUAAUCUGAAUGUUUGCCCAAGGAUUCAGUAACCAGAAAACAUUUAGAAAAGUGUCGAACAUACUUAAUGAAAUUAAAUCAUCUUCAA
Labrus mixtus (cuckoo wrasse) is the source of this 6161-nucleotide messenger RNA. It is a transcript of the gene dennd1a, whose product is annotated as DENN/MADD domain containing 1A. Gene Ontology annotation, molecular function: guanyl-nucleotide exchange factor activity; phosphatidylinositol phosphate binding. Gene Ontology annotation, biological process: endocytic recycling; endocytosis. The record is from RefSeq and is a predicted model, not a curated record. The coding region runs from base 142 to 3129 and encodes 995 amino acids. The transcript has 24 exons. Gene Ontology annotation, cellular component: cytosol; clathrin-coated vesicle. NCBI's taxonomy places the organism in Eukaryota, Metazoa, Chordata, Actinopteri, Labriformes, Labridae.